Sparassis crispa is the source of this 1287-nucleotide messenger RNA. RefSeq lists its product with no specific name. Gene Ontology annotation, cellular component: intracellular membrane-bounded organelle. Gene Ontology annotation, molecular function: phosphatidylinositol binding. The record is from RefSeq and is a predicted model, not a curated record. NCBI's taxonomy places the organism in Eukaryota, Fungi, Basidiomycota, Agaricomycetes, Polyporales, Sparassidaceae. The coding region runs from base 1 to 1287 and encodes 428 amino acids. The transcript has 3 exons.
AUGGCGAUAUCUGUCAAUGGCCUAAUUGAUGAGGUAUAUGUCCGCCAAGCUAUUGACUUCUUGUUGAAGGAAUGUCUACCGCCUGACGACUAUGAGUCGGAUGCCGAGCGUUAUGUUUUCCGCGAAAUUGUCGUGAAGGUGCUGUUGAGCAGCGUCGUGCCGAGAAUCACUGAGCCGUGGUUCAUCCAUAAACUUAUCCUGGAUCUAAUAGGCCCGGAGAAGGAUGCAUUAUCAGAGAAUUCAGAUACGCCUCGUCACGCAUCUUUAAGGCUCAACCAAACCCCACAACGCCGUGCACUCUCUUUUCAAUCACUUGCCAUCUUUUUCCUCUCUGCUAUUCAAUCGUUCUCCGGUGCAUGCCUGGCGCUCAUCCACGCGUAUAGGCAAACAAGGGACACGAUCAGAAGGGUCAACGUGAGCACCACGAGAUUUCCCCAUCAGCAGUCUCCGGACGCCACUCCUGAUUCUACACCACGAACGGAGCGAGAUGUCACGACUGAGGCUCCCACGGUAGCCUCUUCCGAGGUACCUGGUGGUCUGAAGAGCUCACUAUCACCAGCGAGUUUUACAUCCCCUCUUACACUUCCACGUCUGAGCCAACCCCCUCCUGUCUCCGCAAUUCCGCAUGACCCAAUAUCGAGGAGCACUUCAAGCGCGUCCACACCGUCCGCGGCCUCAUUCUCCGGCUCGUCGCACGCAAUACCGACACACCCACCCUCACCAUCAGAUUACACCCACCCUCCACUCGCACUCUUGCUCACCAUCCUCUUUCCGCCACCCACUCCACCCUCCACAUCCAGCGCUGGGCCAGGUACGUCGUCAAGGUCUACCGCGCUCGCACUGGCGUAUACCCUAUCGUUACCCCUGACGGCACUGUCCCCGUUCUUAUCACGUCUUUUACCCUACCUCCUGUAUACCCAUGUGCUCUCCGUUGAUCGCGUAACCGAUAUCGUGCGCAUUGCGCGCCGCGCCCUCUUCCCAGAAGGCUGGCCUAUACCGCCGCCAGUGGACCCUACACCUGAGGAACAGACAGCCCUGCGCGAAGAGCUUGGGCGGCGUCUUCUGGCGUCUGUGCCCGGCCCUCUUGUGGUCUUACUUGGCCCAACCCCCACUGCACGUUCACACACAAUCGAUGCUGCGCUCGCCCCGCUAUCUUCGCGAGAGUGUAACGCGCACCUCAUGCUGUUUAUCCUGGACCUUAUCCUCCUGACGGUGUUCCCAGAGAUGGGCGCGAGUGUGAGCGAGAAUACAGAUGCAGGUAUGGGAGGAGAGGAGAGGCUGCCGUAG